AUGGCCGGGCGCGGGGGCCGGGGGCUGCGGGCCGCGGCGCUGCUGGCCUGCGGCUGGCUGCUGCUGGGCGCGGGCGCGCGGGGCCCGGGGGCGGCGGGCGCGCGGCGGCGGCGGCUGCGGCCCGGGGACGGCGUGGCCCUCGAGUACCACCGCUACCCCGAGCUGCGCGAGGCGCUGGUGGCCGUGUGGCUGCAGUGCGCGGCCGUGGCCAGGAUCUACUCGCUGGGCCGCAGCUCCGAGGGCCGCGAGCUCCUGGUCCUCGAGCUGUCCGACAACCCCGGCGUCCACGAGCCCGGUGAGCCCGAGUUCAAAUACAUCGGGAACAUGCAUGGCAACGAGGCUGUCGGCCGCGAGCUGCUCAUUUUCUUGGCACAGUACCUGUGCAACGAAUACCAGAAGGGCAACGAGACCAUCAUCAAGCUGAUCCACGACACUCGGAUCCACAUCAUGCCCUCCCUGAACCCCGACGGCUUUGAGAAGGCGGCAUCCCAGCCGGGUGAGCUCAAAGACUGGUUUGUGGGCCGAAGCAAUGCCCAGGGAAUAGAUCUGAACCGCAACUUUCCUGACCUGGAUCGGAUCGUUUAUGUUAAUGAGAAAGAAGGUGGUCCUAAUAAUCAUCUGUUGAAAAAUAUGAAGAAAAUUGUGGAUGAAAACACAAAGCUUGCUCCUGAGACCAAGGCUGUCAUUCAUUGGAUCAUGGACAUCCCUUUUGUGCUCUCUGCUAAUCUGCACGGAGGCGACCUUGUGGCCAAUUACCCUUAUGAUGAGACUCGGAGUGGGAGUGCCCAUGAAUAUAGCUCCUGCCCCGAUGAUGCCAUCUUCCAGAGCUUGGCCCGCGCUUACUCCUCAUUCAACCCUCCCAUGUCGGACCCCAACCGGUCACCCUGUCGCAACAACGAUGACGAUAGCAGCUUUGUAGAUGGAACAACCAAUGGCGCGGCCUGGUACAGUGUGCCUGGGGGAAUGCAAGACUUCAAUUACCUCAGCAGCAACUGUUUUGAGAUUACCGUGGAGCUCAGCUGUGAGAAGUUUCCACCUGAAGAGACUCUGAAGAGCUACUGGGAGGAUAACAAAGACUCCCUUAUUAGCUACCUUCAACAGAUUCAUCGAGGAGUUAAAGGAUUCGUCAGAGAUCUUCGAGGUAACCCGAUCGCCAAUGCCAGCAUCUCUGUGGAAGGAAUCGAGCAUGACAUUACCUCUGCAAAAGAUGGUGAUUAUUGGAGAUUGUUGGUACCCGGGAACUAUAAACUUACAGCCUCAGCCCCAGGCUACCUGGCAAUAACAAAGAAGGUGGCGGUUCCUUACAGCCCUGCUGUUAAGGUUGAUUUUGAGUUGGAGUCAUUUUCUGAAAGGAAAGAAGAAGAAAAAGAAGAAUUGAUGGAAUGGUGGAAAAUGAUGUCAGAAACUUUAAAUUUUUAAAAAGGCUUCUAACUAGCUGCUUGUAAUCUAAAGUAGUAUUAUGUAAUGUGGCCAUUUUCUUUUAGAAUUUGUGCAGUUAAUAUUUAACAUUUAUUUUUUCCAUUAAAAUAUUAAUAGAUCUUAAAUAGACUCUUAGGUAAAAUGUAAGAAACUGUUAUAUUUCUUCUCUUAUAGUACUUCAUUUUCCGACAUAUAUU
This is a messenger RNA of Sorex fumeus (smoky shrew), 1616 nucleotides long. It is a transcript of the gene CPE, whose product is annotated as carboxypeptidase E. Lineage: Eukaryota; Metazoa; Chordata; Mammalia; Eulipotyphla; Soricidae. The record is from RefSeq and is a predicted model, not a curated record. Gene Ontology annotation, molecular function: zinc ion binding; metallocarboxypeptidase activity. Gene Ontology annotation, biological process: proteolysis. The transcript is spliced from 9 exons. The coding region runs from base 1 to 1419 and encodes 472 amino acids.